Molecule: messenger RNA, 1020 nt
Organism: Branchiostoma belcheri (Belcher's lancelet)
Lineage: Eukaryota; Metazoa; Chordata; Leptocardii; Amphioxiformes; Branchiostomatidae
Exons: 3
Coding region: 76-624 (182 amino acids)
Source: RefSeq, a predicted model, not a curated record
UUCAUACAGUGCAGUUCAUCCGUUCAGUGUCCCAAAAAUUGUCUUCCUAAUCUUUUCCGCUCACUUUUAAAAACUAUGACAACAGCAGGGGACACAGAUAGUGAUAUUUAUAUGGCGUUUUAUCGGCAUGACUUUGAGAACGACCGGCGGUUUCAGGACGGCUUUCGCAAGAUUUUGUCGGCAGAAAAAACUAGCCAGGAUCACGAAGAAAUCCUCAGAGCAAAGGUGUUUUACUUCAACAAAUUUUACAGACCAAGCUCCAAACACUCCUGUAUUGAUGUUGAUGGCUUCAAGAAGUGGUUGGAUGCGGAGGGGCUAAAAGGUAUGGAGUGCCCACCUCCAUUAGAGAAUGGUGAAAUCGAAGAUGAAAAAUCAAAUGCUGAGGCACGAUCUGGUAUUGAUGAAAAGAGAAGAGCAGCAACAAGCAAUGCUACAAGCACUGAAGAGGAGACUGCAAGUCAACCCAGUUAUCCCACAUCAUUUGCUGACAUCGUUCAGUGUAUUCAAGAGGGAAGGGAAAUUCCUGGGAUAGAGAAACUAGACAUACAACCUAUCAACUGUGAGCCUACACUAUCCACACAGACACGGCCACCUAAACCUUGGGAGUCAAGAACUUCUACUUAAAAAGAUAUAUGAUUUCAAGACAGACAGUGCUACGCACCUAAUUAUAGAUCUUGUUGAUUUGAUUAUAUGUUAUUUUUGUAUUGACAUCCAUGCACGCAAGUUAAAGAAUGAUACAACUAUAAAUCAUACAAAGUUGUGCCGCAAAAUGCAUAAAACAUUUGGAAAACGAUAAAUGUUGUGUAAUGCCAAAAUCAAUUUCAAGAAAAUGUGAAGAAAUGAAAAUGAAUAGUCUAUUAUUUGCCAUGCCAUACAUACCAGUGCAUUUGCCUCUGGACAAAGAGUUCUAAUCCUACUGUUGUCACUCACUUCACACGCACGCUGCUGGAAAGGGUCACAGACCCUAGGAUGGGAUGUUAAGCCAUGAUCCACUGUUCAUUGUGCUUUUUUGGAAAGAGC